Molecule: messenger RNA, 1105 nt
Organism: Spinacia oleracea (spinach)
Lineage: Eukaryota; Viridiplantae; Streptophyta; Magnoliopsida; Caryophyllales; Amaranthaceae
Product: nuclear transcription factor Y subunit B-3
Exons: 1
Coding region: 143-748 (201 amino acids)
Biological process (GO): regulation of transcription by RNA polymerase II
Cellular component (GO): nucleus; CCAAT-binding factor complex
Molecular function (GO): RNA polymerase II cis-regulatory region sequence-specific DNA binding; DNA-binding transcription activator activity, RNA polymerase II-specific; protein heterodimerization activity
Source: RefSeq, a predicted model, not a curated record
UUCACCCACGUGGUCGCUUUCGAUGCAUUAUUACUCCACCAAUCCAACGGAUCCCCUGCACUUCCCCCUUUCACCCUCUCUUUCUCUCUCCUCACCAUACGCCCACCCCUACACCCUCUCCUCCGAUAACUAAGAUUAUCUGAUGGCUGAUUCCGACAACGAGUCCGGCGGGGGAGGCGGCGGCGGACGCGAACUCUCCGCCCGAGAGCAAGACCGGUUCCUUCCGAUCGCGAAUGUGAGCAGAAUCAUGAAGAAGGCGUUACCGGCGAACGCGAAAAUCUCGAAAGACGCGAAGGAAACCGUGCAGGAGUGUGUCUCGGAGUUUAUUAGUUUCAUCACCGGCGAAGCUUCCGACAAGUGUCAGAGGGAGAAGCGGAAGACGAUCAACGGUGACGAUCUUUUAUGGGCCAUGACGACGUUAGGGUUUGAGGAGUAUGUGGAGCCGUUGAAGGUUUAUUUACACAAGUAUAGGGAGUUGGAAGGAGAGAAGAUGACUGUUUCCGGUGGACGUCCCGGUGAGAAGGACGGAUCUUCCGGUGGAGGUGGUGGUUAUGAUGGUGGAGGCGGUGGUAAUAGUGGUGGUGGGAAUAGUGGAGGCGGAGGUGGAGGUAUAUAUGGUGGGAUGAUGAUGAUGGGGCAUCAAGGACAAGUGUAUGGGUCUGGUUCUUAUCAACAUCACCAAAUGGAGACGAAUACAGGUAACUCGAGUAGCGGUGGCGGAGCGACCACCGCUGUUAAAAUAAGGUAGGUAGACGCGGUGGUGGUGGUUGUGGGUGGAGGAAAAUAUAUACUUGUAAUAGUGUUAAAAAAAUAUAAAAUGGCGGGGUUAAGAUGCCUUUUGAGAAUUUUGACUUGUGUUAGGUAAUAGGGUCAGUAAUUCUUAGUGAAAUUAAAUCCUAAUUAUUAUUAUUAUUAUUAUCAUCAUUUUAAUAUAAUUUGUAAAAGCAAAAAUGUGACUUUAGGGAAAAGGAUUGUGAAAGGAGGUAGAGUGAUCUAAGUUCUAACAAUUAUAUGGAGGAGAUCGGAGGAAUGUGUAUUUUUGUGGGAUUCCUCGUGCUAUAUACUACAAUAGUUAUUAAUUUUAAAUUUGUACGCAUUGGAUCUA